GGUGUUGGGCCUUGUCUCCGCCUUCCUUUUCCCAGUCUUCUUUGAGGAGGAAGGCGGUGGGUAGAGGGGGGCCGAGGCUCUGGGAAGAGGUGCACCGCAGCUCUCUGUCAGACUCCUAACUUUGAGCUUCUGACAGGACUCUGUCAGCUUCCGAGGAGCUAAACGAGAUGGAGGGAGCGCUGGAAAACUUUCCCAACAAUUCUGACUUCAUGAAAGCCAACAGAGAAACAAAGCGCCUUUUUGUAGGUGGCCUUAGCCAGGCCAUUUCAAAGACAGACCUACAAGACCAGUUCACCAGAUUUGGAGAAGUUUCUGAUGUGGAGAUCAUCACCCGGAAAGAUGAGCAAGGAAACUCACAGAAAAUCUUUGCAUAUGUUAACAUCAAAAUAGCAGAAACAGACCUGAAAAAAUGCAUGUCUGUUUUAAAUAAAACAAAAUGGAAAGGUGGAACACUACAAAUUCAGCUAGCAAAAGAAAGCUUUUUGCAUAGAUUGGCCCAAGAGAGAGAAGAAGCAAAAGCAAAGAAAGCAAUGCCAACAACUGGCAGUACCACCUUAUUGGAAAAGGUGGGAGGAGUAGAUUUCCAUAUGAAAGCUGUGCCUGGAACAGAAGUACCAGGACAUAAAAAUUGGGUUGUAAGUAAAUUUGGAAGAAUCUUACCUAUUCUUCACCUUAAGAGUCAACAUAAACAUAAAAUUAUGAAAUAUGAUCCAUCAAAAUACUGCCACAACCUAAAGAAGAUAGAGGAGAAUUUCACAGAUAUCGUUCCCAUAACUAGCCUCACUUGGGAAUUGGAAGGCAGCAAUGACCCUAUGAGUAAGAAACGUCAAGGAGAGUUCUCUGACUUUCAUGGCCCUCCCAAGAAGAUCAUAAAAGUACAGAAGGAUGAGGGUUCCAUGGAAUCCAAAGUUUCUGAUAAGAAUUCAAAGACUAAUCAAAUGCUAGAGAAUAACAUAUCAACACAGCAUGGUUCCAUUACUCCUUUUAAACCACUCCUUGCGUCCAAUUCUGAUACAAGACCUCUUCAUACUUCUGAUUUUGACAUUAUUUGGAAGAGAAGUAGCAUGUCUAAUCAUGAUGACCUUGACUCUGAAGGCGAAUUAAAAAUGAUGAUUGCAGAAGAGGAAAACUUACAAAAAACUAGAUGUUCCUCAGUAAAUGAAUCUGAAAGUGAUCCCUUUGAAGUUGUGAGGGAUGAUUUCAAAUCAGAUAUUCACAGACUACAUUCACCAGCCAGUUUAGGAAUCAGUAAUGUCUCCUGUCAUGUUAGCAAUGGUAACAUAGGAAAUGACUGUAAAUAUGAUUCAAGUGAUACAGAUGAAAUUAUUGCAAUGAAAAAAAGCAUUGAUAAGACCAAAAAAAGUACAGAAUGUUCACAAACAGAAAAACCUAUAAACAACAAACGUUCUUUCAGAAAGAAAGAUUUUUCAACUGAUUGUAUUAAAUUACAAAAAGCUAAAAACAGUGAAGAAUUGACCCUAAGUCAUGGAGUAAAGUCUCUCAAUCAUAAAUCUCCAUCUGACUCCAGCAGUAGUGACAGUGAAAAGUCCGAAGGUGAAGAAGAGUAUAAAGCCUUGAUGAAAAACUGUCCCCGUUUGAGCCUCACUUUGGCUGAUUUGGAGAAGUUGGCUAGCAAUCACCAGGAGAUUCCAGGAAAAGAUGAGAGUGAUGGCCUUCAGACUCCUAAACACUACAAGUCCGACAGAGUCUCCAAGAGUCCCAAGACUCCCCAUGGCCUCCACAGUAGCCGACAGUGCAUCCAUCCUGAAGAGAUUGUGGCCUCCCUUUUAGAGGAAGAGAACACUUACAGUAAGCAGAAACCAGAGGGAAACAACUUAAAACCAAAAUUCCAGGAGUUCAAGGGAAUAGGCUGUCUCUAUGCAAGGGAAUCGGUGGACAAAACCGUGAAAGAAAAUGAUAUCUUUAAUAAUAUUACUGAACAUCAGAGUUCCUUGAAACCUGAAGAUCCCGAUAGCAUUUCUUUAGAAAACAGAUCCAAGUGUGCUAAUGGCCUAUCAAACAAAUCAACUUUAUUGCAACCUGCAAAGAAAGUGAACAGCCAAGGCCACAUUCAGCCUCAAAAAAUAAAGUUUACUUUUGAGAGCCAGAACCAUAUGAUAAUGUCCUCUACCAGUUCUGAAAAGGGAAGUAAAAAUCCUAUCUCGUGUCUAUUGCCAUUAAAAGGUAAAAAGUCUUUAAGUCUUAGUGUAAAGAGCCAUAAAAUAGACUUUGACAAAGAUGCUUGCCAUAGUCUUGAAAAUAGAGGCACUUCAAAAAAAGAGAGGUCUGAUUCAAGCAGCCUUACAUCUCUUGAGAUACCACCAGAGGUCUCUUCCAGGAAAGCACCUCAGAAAAGCACAACUAGUAUCUUACUUUCUUUGAGUGAUGUGUCAGACAUGAAUGCUAAGGAUAAGCAUGCCAAAGACAAUCAGAAGCGAUUGGCAGCCUUGGCAGCAAGGCAGAAAGCCAGAGAGGUACAGAAGAAGCUGGUGCAUAAUGCACUGGCAAAUUUGGAUGGUCGUCCAGAGGAUAAAACAACACACAUCAUCUUUGCUUCUGAUAGUGAAAAUGAAAUGGAAAAGACAUCAAUACAAGAGCAAAGCUUUCCAAGAGAGGAACUGGUAGAACAAGAGUCCAUGGGUAAAGCAUCUGGGAAGCUCUUUGGCAGCAGUGAUGAAGAAGAUUCUGAUUCCAAGGAUGACAGCAACAGGUUCAACAUUAAACCUCAGUUUGAGGGCAGAGCUGGACUAAAGCUCAUGGAUUUACAGUUGCAUUUUGGAAGUGAUGAGAGAUUCCGCAUGGAUUCUAGAUUUCUAGAGAGUGACAGUGAAGAGGAACAGGAAGAAGUAAAUGAAAAUAAAACUACUGAGGAAGAAGAGCUUGCUGCAGAAAGAAAGAAAACCCUGAAUGUUGUGCAAAGUGUUUUGAAUAUCAACUUGAACAACCCUACAAGCAAAGGAACAGUAGCUGCUAAGAAAUUUAAGGACAUCAUACAUUAUGAUCCAACAAGAGAUGACCAUGCUACUUACGAAAGAAAACAAGAUGAUAAAGCUAAAGAAAGUAAAGCAAAAUGAAAUAAGAAAAGGGAAGAAGCUGAGAAGCUGCCUGAGGUGUCUACAGAGAUGUAUUAUGACAUUGCCACGGAUCUGAAAGACCUAUUCCAAACUACAAAAGAUACAGAUGAAAAAGAAGACAUCACCCAGAAGGAGGAUUGCGAUCGAGAAACUGGGGAAAUCAAUGUUGCAUUUCUGCC
Molecule: messenger RNA, 3253 nt
Organism: Nannospalax galili (Upper Galilee mountains blind mole rat)
Lineage: Eukaryota; Metazoa; Chordata; Mammalia; Rodentia; Spalacidae
Gene: Nol8
Product: nucleolar protein 8
Exons: 13
Coding region: 168-3074 (968 amino acids)
Molecular function (GO): RNA binding
Source: RefSeq, a predicted model, not a curated record